Molecule: messenger RNA, 723 nt
Organism: Lycium ferocissimum
Lineage: Eukaryota; Viridiplantae; Streptophyta; Magnoliopsida; Solanales; Solanaceae
Product: bifunctional adenosine 5'-phosphosulfate phosphorylase/adenylylsulfatase HINT4
Exons: 6
Coding region: 173-556 (127 amino acids)
Molecular function (GO): catalytic activity
Source: RefSeq, a predicted model, not a curated record
UUGAGUACUGAGCACGUUAAUGGCUGCUACUCUCAAUAAGCAAAGAACAAAAUCAACAAUGGAGGAAUGAUAGGAAGAAUGACUCGAGGGGUAUUAUCGGAAUGUAUAUUUUGCCAGAUUGCUAAUAACUCUUCCACCUCCACCACUCUCCUUCACUCCGUCUAAUUGAUUUAUGCAGGAUGAUAAAGUCGUUGCAUUUCGAGAUAUUAAUCCUUCUGCCUUCAGGCAUUACUUGGUAAUUCCAAAACAACAUAUUCCAACUGUCAAAGACCUUCAGAGAAACCAAGAAGACUUCUCCUUAGCAAGUCACAUGUUAGAUGUGGGAAAGAGUCUGUUACAUAGGGAUGCACCUCAGUCCAAGCAUUACAGAUUUGGUUUCCAUCAGCCUCCGUUCAACAGUGUUGAUCACCUCCACCUCCACUGCUUAGCACUUCCUUAUACUCCAAGCUGGAGGUGUAUGAAAUACUUAUCAUUGGGGCCACUUGGUGGAUUUAUUGAAGCUGAAAAGUUAUUGGACAGAAUAAAGCCACGAAUUCUUCAUCCCUCAUCAAUGUAAUUGUCUUUGUUGGUUUCUAAUUAAAAUUGGCAAAAGUGUAAGUAAUCUUCUAACUAUUCUUCAUCAAUAUAUACAUGUGUAAAAUUCAGAUGUUCUGUGGUUAACCUUGAGAAUGAUCUUGUUACAGAACCUGAUUAUUCAAUUAUAUUUCUUGAUUGAAAACUCAA